This is a messenger RNA of Scaptodrosophila lebanonensis, 1128 nucleotides long. RefSeq names its product phosphoglycolate phosphatase 2. Bases 118 to 1044 code for a protein of 308 amino acids. The record is from RefSeq and is a predicted model, not a curated record. The transcript has 2 exons. Gene Ontology annotation, molecular function: phosphatase activity. NCBI's taxonomy places the organism in Eukaryota, Metazoa, Arthropoda, Insecta, Diptera, Drosophilidae. Gene Ontology annotation, cellular component: cytoplasm.
CGAAUUAGCGUGCGCGCGCAACAGCAUCCACCACCAGCGGCAAGGGCGGCCACAACAAAAUUAGGUUUGGCACUUUCUUGACUACCAACAGCCGUGUUCAUUUAUCGUCGCGAAGUCAUGGCACCUUGUCACAUUCUGGAGCUUAGUCUGAAGGAGCAGCGUCGCUUCAUCGAAUCCUUUGAUAUGAUGAUCAGCGACUGCGAUGGCGUUGUCUGGUUGCUGGCUGGUUGGAUACCUGGAGCUGGGGAUGCAGUCAAUGCCUUAAGAAGAGCCGGCAAAACCAUUAAGUUUGUGUCGAAUAACAGUUUUCGCACCGAUGAGCAGUAUUCAGAAAAGUUCAAAAAAAUUGGCGCCCGUGGAGUGAACAUAGAGGAUGAUGUUGUGCAUCCUGUCAAGACAAUUGUGCGGUAUCUGAAAACCCACAAGCCCGGUCAGCGUGUCUUCUCUCUGAUGUCACUGGAGGCGAAUGAGACGUUGCGUAAGCAGGGCGUUGAGUACGAAUCGCUGCAAAUCAAGGAGCAUCUUACUUCAGCCACGCUGGUGGAGCAUUUAACAAUUAGCAAGCCGGUGGGUGCAGUUCUCUUCGACAUACAUCUUGAUUUAUCGUAUGUGGAGUUGGCCAAAGCUAUACGCCAUUUACAACUGUCGGAUGACUGUGAACUCAUUGCUGGGGGCAGCGAUGUGACUAUGCCGCUGUCUGAAAACUUCAAUGUGGCUGGAUUCUAUGAUUUUUUGCAGCAUGUGAGUCGUUAUUCAAAUCGGGAGCCAACGCUCCUCGGCAAGCCAUCGCAUAUUUUGGGGGACAUGUUGAAAGAGAUGUUUAACAUCAAGAAUUCGGAGCGUUGCGUCUUUGUGGGCGAUAUGCUGGUGCAGGAUAUUCAGUUUGGCAAAUCGUGCGGCUUUCAGUCGUUGCUGGUACUUUCAGGUGGCACGACAAAACAGGAUAUGUUAAAAGCACCGCCAGAGGCUCAGCCGGACUAUUAUGCGGACAGUUUGGCUGAUUUAGUGCAGCUUUUGCAAAACAUGGAAAAUGGAUCAGCUUGAAAAUGUACCCGUUUUAUUUGUAGUCGUUGAAUUUGUUGUGGAUUUAAUCCAAUAUAAACGUUAAAAAAAAUAUGAAAACCACAA